Myxozyma melibiosi is the source of this 1209-nucleotide messenger RNA. RefSeq names its product kinase-like domain-containing protein. Gene Ontology annotation, molecular function: protein serine/threonine kinase activity; ATP binding. The annotation marks the transcript as partial. The record is from RefSeq and is a predicted model, not a curated record. Gene Ontology annotation, biological process: protein phosphorylation; intracellular signal transduction. The transcript has 2 exons. Gene Ontology annotation, cellular component: cytoplasm. Lineage: Eukaryota; Fungi; Ascomycota; Lipomycetes; Lipomycetales; Lipomycetaceae.
UUUCGGUCGCCGAAACGGCAUCACUCGCGGCCGCCGCCGGGGGCGAAGCCGGAGGUUAAGGAGACGCUGGAUGCGAGGCUGGAGCAUAUCGAUGGGGAGUCGUAUGUGAUUAAUCAGUAUAUCGUCAAGGAGCAGGUUGGAAGGGGGUCGUAUGGUGCUGUCUGUCGGGCAGUGCAUUCGGUCACGGGCGAGACUUUUGCUAUCAAAGAGUUUUCAAAGUCAAGACUGAGGAAGCAUUCGCUAUCGGCAAUGCUUCGCCAGCGCCAUCCUGGACCCUCUCGAUCACCAGGCUUCCCACCUCUUCGCAUGCGCGAGUUCCCGCCGCAAAAGUCAUCGCUGCCCCCCUCGUCGCAUCAAAGCGGCAACCCGCUCGAUCUGAUCCGGCACGAGAUCGCGGCGCUCAAGAAGCUCAACCACGAGAACGUGGUGAGCUUGAUCGAGGUGCUCGAUAAUCCCGCGGGGGACUCGCUCUACAUGGUCCUAGAGUGGUGCUCGCGCGGGGUCGUGAUGAACGUGUCCGAGACCGCGACCGCGCAGCCGUACGAGGAGGAGCAAUGCCGGCUGUACUUCCGGGACCUGAUCCUCGGGAUCGAGUACCUCCAUUCCCAGGGCAUCGUGCACCGCGACAUCAAGCCGGACAACCUUCUUCUGAACGAGGACAACGUGCUCAAGAUCGUCGACUUUGGCGUGUCGGAGUUUUUCGCGCGCGAGCAGGAGAACGGCGAUACGGUUACGAAGCAGGCGGGUAGUCCCGCGUUCAUGGCGCCAGAGAUGUGCGUCGUGCCGCGGAUCGAGUACUCUGGGCGCGCGAGCGAUAUCUGGGCGAUGGGCGUGACGCUGUAUUGUCUUGUGUUUGGCAGGCUGCCGUUUGUAGGCACGGACGGCAACCUACUUGAUCUGUAUCGGAAGACGCAGACGGAGGAUUUCUAUCUGCCAGAGAACACGAACGCCGAUCUGCGAGAUCUGUUUGCGCGGCUGCUGGAUAAGAAUUUCCGGACGCGCAUACGCAUGCCCGAGCUACGGGAGCACCCGUGGAUAACACUCCGAGAUGAAGACCCGCUGCUAUCGUACGAGGAGAACACAGCCUCUGCGGUGACGGACGUGACCGAGCAGGACCUCGAGCGCGCGAUCAAGGGCGUGAGAGGGGUGUUUGACGUCGUCAGGGCGGUCAAUCGCCGAUCGAAAGGCGUGGGCCGGCGCACGCAGAGC